AACCACAAUGGCAUCCUCCACCACCCUUUCUACUUGUCUUCUUUUGGCUCUUCUAUUUGGCUUCUCCAAUGCAGCCACUUUCGACAUCCGAAACAACUGUCGGUACACCGUCUGGGCUGGUGCGGUGCCUGGUGGUGGCCAGAGGCUUAACCCCGGCCAAGUCUGGUCCAUAAAUGUCCCAGCCGGCACAACACAAGCCCGUAUAUGGCCCCGUACUGGCUGCAACUUUGACCGGUCUGGUCGAGGUCAUUGUCAAACCGGUGACUGUAACGGUCUCCUUCGGUGCCAAGCCUACGGUGCACCACCUAACACAUUGGCCGAGUACGCUCUUAAUCAAUACAAUAAUCUUGAUUUCUUUGACAUUUCUCUUGUCGAUGGAUUCAACGUGCCAAUGGAGUUUAGCCCCAACUCGGGCCGGUGUCGGGGCAUCAGAUGUACCGCAGACAUCAAUGGUCAGUGUCCUAACCAAUUACGCGCUCCCGGAGGGUGCAAUAAUCCAUGCACCGUGUAUAAGAGCGAUAAUUACUGUUGUAACUCUGGAAGAUGCUCGGCAACUGAUUUUUCAAGAUUUUUCAAGAAUCGGUGUCCUGACGCUUAUAGCUACCCCAAGGAUGACGCAACCAGCACAUUUACUUGUCCCGGUGGAACCAACUACCGGGUUGUAUUUUGCCCGUGAAGACGUUUGACCAUGAAUCAAACGUCUUCGAAAUAUAAUUAAGUGAAAUAAAUGCAUAAAUACAGAAGUAACAAGUUAACGGAAUACGAUACGGUGAUACUGUUCAUCACCUUUGUCGUAUAUAAUAAAUGCUUGUUAACGUUGUGUUAUUAUGUUGGUUAGAUGUGUUUCUUGUUCGAUUUGAUAUAUGUAAAAUCUACAACUUCAGUUCUA
Messenger RNA from Cynara cardunculus var. scolymus (artichoke), 889 nucleotides. RefSeq names its product thaumatin-like protein. The transcript has a single exon. Bases 8 to 676 code for a protein of 222 amino acids. Gene Ontology annotation, cellular component: extracellular region. Gene Ontology annotation, biological process: defense response. The record is from RefSeq and is a predicted model, not a curated record. NCBI's taxonomy places the organism in Eukaryota, Viridiplantae, Streptophyta, Magnoliopsida, Asterales, Asteraceae.